Toxorhynchites rutilus septentrionalis is the source of this 1749-nucleotide messenger RNA. RefSeq lists its product as uncharacterized. Gene Ontology annotation, biological process: DNA integration. The coding region runs from base 1 to 1749 and encodes 582 amino acids. The record is from RefSeq and is a predicted model, not a curated record. The transcript has a single exon. Gene Ontology annotation, molecular function: nucleic acid binding. Lineage: Eukaryota; Metazoa; Arthropoda; Insecta; Diptera; Culicidae.
AUGAACAUAGCCGACGCAGCCACGAAAUGGAAGGAGGGGCCAAGCUUCGAUCCGACCAGUCCGUGGUACAAUGCUCCAGAAUUUUUAUACCAAGAACAGGAUCAGUGGCCUUCAGAACCCCCGCGGAAACAAGCAGAAACAGAAGUCGAACUGCGUUCUGGAUUUUUAUUCCACGGCAUGAUGCCGAAAGCCGUUGUUGAUUGUUCCAGGUUUUCAAACUGGAAUCGUCUAUUGAGGGCAACCGCUUACGCUUUGCGUGCUGUACGCAGAUUUAGAGGGGAACCGGCGUCCCAGUCGGAUUUUCUAUCUCAAAAAGAGUUGUGUGAUGCGGAAAUAGCAAUAUGGAAGCAGGUGCAAGCUGGAACCUAUUCAGACGAGUACGCGAUUCUGGAGCGUAACCUGACGAAUCCCACAAGUUUAGCUCCAUUCCCGAAAUCUAGUCCACUGUAUCGACUUUCGGUAUUCUUGGAUGAACGAGGUGUCGUCCGAAUGAACAGUAGAAUAUCUACUUCGCCGUCUGUAUCGUAUGACACGAAAUUUCCGAUUGUGCUGCCAAGGAAAGAAUAUGCAGUCUAUCUUCUAACGGAGAGCUAUCACCGGAGGUUUCUUCACAGGAACGGGGAGACAGUCUGCAAUGAAAUGCGUCAACGAUUCUUCGUACCCGGACUUCGAAUUCUGAUUCGGCAGGUGGCAAAGCAGUGCGUGACGUGUCGUAUUCGAAAGGUUGUUCCAAAUCCUCCUCUGAUGUCAGCUCUGCCUGCAGUUCGUGUUACAGGAAUGAUCAGACCGUUUACGUUCACUGGAGUGGACUAUCUAGGACCAAUACAGGUCAAGCAAGGUCGCAGCUUAGUAAAGAGGUGGGUGGCAUUGUUUACCUGCUUGACUAUACGUGCUGUACAUCUAGAAGUGGUGCACAGUCUGUCCACCCAGUCAUGUAUAAUGGCCAUCAGACGUUUUGUGGCUCGUCGUGGUUCCCCGGAGAAUUUUUAUAGUGACAACGGCACAAAUUUCUUGGGAGCGAGCAACAUAUUGAAAAAUCAGAUACAGAAUAUCCAUGAGGACUGUGCGGUCACGUUUACGAACAGCAAGACCAACUGGAUUUUCAAUCCACCAUCAGCACCUCAUAUGGGCGGUUCAUGGGAGCGUAUGGUGCGCUCCGUAAAGGCUGCCAUGUCAGCAAUUGCGGACCAUCCACAUCAUCCGAACGAUGAAGUUCUGGAGACGGUAGUGCUGGAGGCUGAGGCAGUUGUCAACUCCAGGCCGCUAACUUACAUCCCUUUGGAAUCGAUGGAGCAGGAGUCGCUUACGCCGAAUCAUUUCCUGCUCUUUGGCACCAAGGGUAUCACACAGCCGGAGAUGUCGACAAGGCUGGAAGGAGGAAUCCUGCGUGACAGCUGGCGUCUAGCGCAAUGCCUGGUGGAUCAUUUUUGGAACCGUUGGAUUCGAGAGUACCAUCCAACUAUAACCAGACGCACCAAGUGGUUCGAACCGGCUAAGCCGUUGGAAGUUGGGGACCUGGUACUCGUGGUAGAAGAGAGUAAACGGAACGGAUGGUUGAGAGGCAGAAUUCUAGAUGUGGUUAAGGCAGCGGAUGGGCAAGUUCGACGAGCAGUUGUGCGUACUAAAAACGGAAUACUCAACAGACCUGCAGUGAAAUUGGCACUUCUGGAUCUUCAGAAACCUGGGGACGGUCCGGAACUACACGGGCAGGGGGAUGUUACGAAACCACAGGGCAGUUUCGUGCAGUAG